AUGGUCCAAACACUAGUUUUCGUCUUCACAACAUCACUCCUUUUAAAAUAUUCCGACGCUUACCGAGUGGAGACGGAAGAAUGUAAAAAAUUCUUGAAUUAUUCUACUCCAACAUCUUCUGAAUACAUUAACGCACAAUGGAACUUUGCUCGUUCGGCUAGUCUAACCGAACCGGAUUGGCUAAAGUCAUUGCCAACGGAUGAUGAGGUUGAAGAGUUGGAAAAAGUAAAAUACGAUGUUUAUAACGAAUAAAUAAAAGGUAGUUUAUAGGUAAUGUAUAUGCUCAAGAUAGCUUUGAAGACUUUCAUGUGGACGAAGAGUUGGAGAAGUAUAGCACAUUAAGAUUUUUGAAAGGAACAGUGGUUCAAGUAAGUUUGUUGGUAAGAUACACUAAGUAGUAUAGAGUACGGUAUACUAUAAUAGGGUAGGGUAGUGUAUGGUAGAGUAGGAUAGAGUAAGUUAGGUUAGAGUUGAAUAAGAUAAAGUAAGGCAGGAUUUUGUAGAAUAGAAUAGAGUAGGUUUGGUUAGAGUAGUUCAGAAUAGAGAAACACUACAGCUGAUGACUCAUGUGCAAUACUAUAAUUCCAAAUCACUUUCAGCACAAUCAAGUCCUAAUCAUCACAGAAAAAUUUAAGCCAAAGCCAUCCGAAAAUCGUUUUUUUGGCUUCCUAGCUAUAAGAGCAAACGAUUUCGUAGACAAUUGGAUUCAUCAUUCUUCACCUCAUUUUGAAACAGAUGGAGCUGUAAGUGUACAAGCGGCAGUACUAUUUGAUAGUACUCUUGCUAAGACCCUGGUGGUCAGCGGGGUUGCUAGAGAUGCUGUUAGAGGGUGAGUGUUAUUAGAUUUUUCAGCAAAAAUUUUUAAUCAUUCAAAAUUCUUUAGUACUGAACUGUAGUACUAAAUUGGUACUAAGAUUGAUUUAGUACAAAGAUAGUACUGACUUAGUUUUAAGUACAUAUUGAUUUGGUACUAAGCUGUAUAUCGCUAGUACUAAGUUAGUGCGGAGAUAUUGCUGAGUUAGUACUAAAUUAGUACUAGUGCUGUUAAUACUGACUUAGUACUAGUACUGAAGAAUACCACUUUCAGUAAAACCAACUCAACAUGCCAGCCCGGAAACCAUGUAGCUGAUGCAGCUCAUAACACUAACAACUUCUUCCACAAAAUCCUAGUGGCAAUUUGGAAGGUAUGUCAUCACAAAAGGGAUCAAUUCAUUCAGUGGCAUGGAAUGGCCGAGAAUAAGUAAGCCGACAUACACUGUAAAAUUAUUGUACAUAGGCUUUCCUAAUGUAAAAAUUUAAGUUUGGCCGUUUCGGCUUGAAAGUUCGAAAACUUUUAAAUUUAAGUUUCGGCUAUGGGUACUCAAGUUUUAAAAAUCAUAUUAAUUUCAGUUGUCGAAAAUCAAACGCAUUUUUAAGCGUUGGAGCUAACAAAGAUCAUAAGAUUUAUAAACAUAAAAAGGCUUUUGUUGUAAAAGUAAGUGACAUUCUUUAGUAAUAUUUCAGUAUAAAACUAAAUCAGUACAUACUCAACAGAGCUCAGUACUAUCUCAGCACUUACUCAGUAUUCACUCGGUACUAGCUUAGUACCAACUCAAUAUUAUACCAGUACUAAGUCAGUAUCACCUUUGGAAUAAGGCAGUACCAAAGCAUUUUAUAAUUAAAUUUUUUUAGCUAGAAAAAGCUCUUGACAUAGCUUCUACCAACAACUCAUUUGCUCAAACCCCGCGUACUGACAAUGCUUGUAAAUUAGUUGCGGCAACAAAUGUGUUUGGUCGAAUAGUCAAUGGUGUUAAAAUUGGCAAAGAAUGCCAUCAAAAGGCUGUUGAUACUGUAAGUUAUUUUGUAAAACGACUAAUAAUGCCGUGAAUUCAUUACAAUAGUUAGAAACACACCACGUAUUUUACAACAAAAGCUUAUUUUUUAUUAAUAGUACGAUACUUAUUAAAAAAGCAGUCAAAAUUUGAACUCUUACUGAUAAAAACAUGAAUAUUAUAACAUUUCAGGAUAUUACUGGUCAAUUUUUGCAUAUAGAGCAAAAAAUUGUCUCUCGUUGUAACUUGACCUUAUGGCAAGGUGGACUUGAUGACGUUUUAAACAGGUGA
Messenger RNA from Bursaphelenchus okinawaensis, 2102 nucleotides. NCBI's taxonomy places the organism in Eukaryota, Metazoa, Nematoda, Chromadorea, Rhabditida, Aphelenchoididae. The record is from the annotation of a GenBank genome assembly.